AUGCCUAGCAUAGCGAAAACCGUGUACUGGGCCCUCGUCGUAGCGUGGGGCGCGUCGCUCUACCAAAUCUAUCUGAAAGAUCUUUUUGCAAUUACCUUUGGUGUUGGGCGCGUGAUACAGAGCAUCGACGACUUUCCAGAGUUUAGUUGUCGCCGUCUGGUGCAUCCAAGGCUGGAGGCGUGCGAGGAUAUUUGGCUGGACAAUGAGGGAAGAACAUUGUAUGCGGCGUGCGCAGGUACAGCGCCUAGAUUGGCUUGGAAUCAAGCCAUGAAUGACCUCAACGUAACUGGACGGCGGCCCGGCGGCUCAGAGCUCCUCGCCUUGGAUAUAGACGAGCCUGGUGAAGACGGUCUCUACAAUCUUCGCAGUAUCAAGCCAAUCGGCCAUUAUAAAGGAGUAGAUGGUGGCUCUGAUCUCGAUCUUCUGGGCUUCGAUGUCCAGAUCUUGGACGACAACACCAUGCGCUUCUACUUUGUCAACCAACGACCACCAGUCGAUGCGUCCAAUAGCAUUGUCGAUGCUUCUGAAAGUGGCGCGAACUCAACAAUCGAGAUCUUCGAGAUGAGAAAGGGUCAAGAACAGAUGCUUCAUGUCCGAACCGUCUUUUCUGACGAGAUUUGGACGCCGAACCGUGUUGCGGCGCUUGGCGAUGGCUCUGGUGGAUUUCUGGUUACGAACGAUCAUUCAGUCAAGGUUGGCAUGCGUCUCGCACUCGACUACUUCAUCGGUGGAGGAAACGUUGCCUACUGCGACGGAGCUGGGAAGUGUCACGCAGCCUACGACGGCAGUGAGGAACGCCAGUUCACACGAUCAGACGCACCCAGUGAGCCAAAGUAUAAAGCAUACCUUAACAAGGCGCUCAGUUACCUUCCCAAAACGAGGCUCAAGUUCCCCAACGGACUGGCCCUCGGCCGAGACGGCCUCUUCUACGUCCCCAGCACCAUCGACGGUCAGAUCCGCGUCCUAGCACUCCAGCCCGACAACACCCUCAGCUUGGUCGAUACCAUUCACGUUGGCAUGCCACUCGACAACAUCUCACCGGACGCGAACGGUGAUAUGUACGUCGCAGGUUUCCCGGAUCUAUACCAAUCCAGUAAAGGCUUUGACGAUCCUUAUAAUGGCAUUUCACCUGUCACUAUCUGGCGUAUCAGGAAGACGGUAGAUGUAGGGAAGACUGGAGUAAGAAGCGUGGAUUAUAGGGUUGAGAAGGUUAUUGAGGAUAAGGAUGCGAAGGUGCUGAGUGGGAGUACGACGGUUAGGCAUGAUGUCAAGACUGGGCGAUUGUUUGUCAGUGCUGCGGUGCACCCGUUCCUUGUGGUUUGCGAACCUACGAAAUAA
Alternaria conjuncta is the source of this 1338-nucleotide messenger RNA. RefSeq lists its product as uncharacterized. The record is from RefSeq and is a predicted model, not a curated record. The coding region runs from base 1 to 1338 and encodes 445 amino acids. The transcript is spliced from 4 exons. NCBI's taxonomy places the organism in Eukaryota, Fungi, Ascomycota, Dothideomycetes, Pleosporales, Pleosporaceae.